Molecule: messenger RNA, 1056 nt
Organism: Ailuropoda melanoleuca (giant panda)
Lineage: Eukaryota; Metazoa; Chordata; Mammalia; Carnivora; Ursidae
Product: tetratricopeptide repeat protein 7A-like
Exons: 3
Coding region: 565-996 (143 amino acids)
Biological process (GO): phosphatidylinositol phosphate biosynthetic process; protein localization to plasma membrane
Cellular component (GO): plasma membrane
Source: RefSeq, a predicted model, not a curated record
CAAAUUGGAAAUACCAGAGUGGACUGCACACAGUAGGGCUAAGUAGUGCAUCAAGAAACUUGCUUCUGUUUUAUGUAAGGAGAGUGUGUGCAUGCUGGGUUGCAAUUUAAAAUGUAUUUUUUUACUCUGCGUCACACUUUAAAAAGCUUGGAAGUUAUUUCAGGGCCCAGAGGGCUGGCAGGGAUUGGGGGGAGGUGAGACUGGCCCAUGUGGUUAUCCAGGCCCCAGGUGAUGCAGGCUGGACUACAGCCCUAGUGAUGGGGACUGAGAAGUGAGGAUGGACCCCAGCGUUGACCAGAUGUGCUAGGUGAAGAUGGAGAAUUCGAGGCUGAUUCAAGUCAGUCUGAAGUCAAUCAAGGCUUUUGGGCCAAAUGACAUCUUGUUUGAAAUAUUCUAUCUUGGUCCCCUUCCAGUGGUGCACUGGAACCCAGGGUUCUUGGGGCAGGGGCUGGGAGGGAGAGGGAUCCCUCCUGUUCUUUGGUCGGCAAUGUUCUGGGCUUCUAGGAUCCCUGUGUUACAACUCUGACCUUUCAUUCUGGUUGACUGUUUUCAAGUAAAACUCAAAUGGGUGGGCUCCUGCUUGUGUCUGCAGGUUUGAUGAUGAUGUCUGUGGGGACUAGGCUGGGAAUGACCCUGCUUCUACUGUCUUCCUGUAGGAACAUCGUGAAAGGGAUGAGAGAGCUCCGGGAGGUCCUACGCACCGUGGAGACCAAAGCAACUCAGAACUUCAAAGUGAUGGCGGCCAAGCAUCUGGCCGGGGUCCUGCUACAUUCCUUGAGUGAGGAGUGCUACUGGAGCCCCCUGUCCCACCCGCUGCCUGAGUUCAUGAGCAAGGAGGAGAACACCUUCAUCACGCAGGCCCUGCGGAAACCUCACCUGUACGAAGGAGACAACCUCUACUGCCCGAAGGAUAACAUAGAGGAAGCCCUCCUGCUGCUGCUCAUCAGUGAGUCCAUGGUGAGCUCCAGGCCUUUCCCUCUCUGCCCAGCCGGGUAGGGCUGCAGGGCUCAGGCACAGGCCGCCAGGUCCUGACCCAGCUCAGCCUCCCACGGAUGU